AGCUGUAUCCGGACAAAUGUGGGAUGGGAAAUCCCUGCUAAACUUGAAGUUUCCCAAAUGUAUGAGGCAGACUGCUUGGAAAGGUAAUAUGCGAAUGUAAACUCUGUAAAACUUCCAGAAACCUGAUGUAUGUGGAUGUAUACAGGAAUCGGUGAAAGUUUCCUAGGAAUUCUCCCAGCUAGCUGCGAGGAGAGGUGGCUGUGAGGUGUGAAGGGUUUUCAUAUGUUAAUGACUAGCAGGAGGUGCUGGCUUUGUUUUCAUAGCCAGGUCUGGGAGGGGGGUUAGCCAUUGUGUGCCUAUACUAGAGCAAACUUUUCAACCAAGCAGUCAUGACUUAUCUGCUAGAGGAACUGAGAACAACUUUUGCAGAUGCAGACCCUGAGUGUAUACAAGCAUGUUGCAAGACAUACUUUGAGACACUUUGGAGAAAGUACAAUUUGUCUCAGCCAGGAAAGUCCCAGCUAAGAGAUGCCAUUAAAACAGGAGCUAAAAACCGACAAAGGAAAAGACGAUUGCUGGAUUCCAGGUCCAAGGUUGUUCAAACAGAUGCAGAGAGAGAGCUUUGGCAGACUGCAACGGUGGAGCUGAUGUCUGAUGAGGAGGAUGCCAUUGUUGAUGGAAGGCCAGUGUGGAUUGUGAGGUCUCCAUUUCACAGGAACCCACAAUUGUCAGAACUUUGUCAGCAGCUUGGAAGCAGACAUGCGCUACACUCUUUUACAUCAUCAGCGUGUUAAGGCUAAUGGAAAUGGACAUGAUGGACCUUCAUUUCUUGAACUUUAAACUGCACUGGCUUUGCAGUUUUAAUAAUUGCACCACAAAUUGCACAUUUGUUCACUUAUUCUCUUCUGUUUUGUCUUAUUCUUACUCUGUAUACUUAUUAGGUUAGAUUUAUUUAGCUUCAUAUUCUGCAACUUAUUUUUUUUAUAUUCUUUGUGUUUGCUGUGUUUGGUUACAUUUUAAAUACUUUGCUGUGUGUACAUAUUAAGUUAAAUUUAUUUAGUUUUAUAUUCUGUAACUGUUAUAAUAUUGCUUGUGUUUGCUGUGUUUGGUUAAAUUUUAUAAAAGUACUUUUUCCCCUGUACAGUUCCUAUAUAGUUUUCUUUAUAUAUUUAAUGCUUUAAGUGUUUGGUUUAAUUUUAAUUAAAAGAAAUUCUAAAUCCAUUCUGUUUUCCAUUUUGAGGGGGUUGGGUUGUAUAGUGGGU
This is a messenger RNA of Megalobrama amblycephala (Wuchang bream), 1202 nucleotides long. RefSeq lists its product as uncharacterized. Bases 330 to 734 code for a protein of 134 amino acids. NCBI's taxonomy places the organism in Eukaryota, Metazoa, Chordata, Actinopteri, Cypriniformes, Xenocyprididae. The transcript has 3 exons. The record is from RefSeq and is a predicted model, not a curated record.